AUCGCGUAGAUCUUGAAACGAUCGCAGGAAACCUGCGAACGGCCGGGGGGUCCAAGACCCACUACCUACGGUAGCGGGAAUUCUGGUGUCAAGUCCGAGUGCAAUGGCUCGCUCGGUUCUGACUGCACAGGAUACCCCACCGGAUUAUUGAUCUCGGGACCCCAGAUCUCGCUUUUGACUUCCAACCAGCACCAGCAGACCGCCAUGCAUCUUCUAAGCACCCUCUCAGCUCUCCUCGCCUCCACCAGCGCCCUCGCCUACGUAGGCAACGCCUUCAUAGCGGAAAACGGCACCUGCGUCUGCACGUCACCCACCGGCUGCCCAGGCCAAUGCGCCACCGUGGACAGCGUCGGCGCCGUAUGCACCAACUACUGCGGGAAUAACAAAACGCUCGCGUGCGGCGCGUGCGGCGAGUCGAACUACACUUCGUGUAUCAUGAACGAAGAUGAUACCUGCUUCGCUCUCAACGAAUGAGUGCGAGUUCACAUCGAGCUGCCGCUGAUAGGAAGAGCUGGGGAGAACUCAGCUUGGGCUGCUUAGGCCCCAUGGACCACUAACCAACGCCCCUCGUUUACCCCUCCCUCGUGCGGACACUACGAGUACUUAGUUACAUUGUGCUUGUCCAAAGUAACACUUAAUAUCAGUGACCG
This is a messenger RNA of Gloeophyllum trabeum ATCC 11539, 650 nucleotides long. RefSeq lists its product as uncharacterized. Bases 205 to 474 code for a protein of 89 amino acids. The transcript has 2 exons. NCBI's taxonomy places the organism in Eukaryota, Fungi, Basidiomycota, Agaricomycetes, Gloeophyllales, Gloeophyllaceae. The record is from RefSeq and is a predicted model, not a curated record.